CCGUUUAUUUUUACAUAUCGAUCUGUAUAAUCUCGUUAUCAGUCUACGACCAAUCUGCAUUUGCCACUAACCUCUAGUCAGUUGUUCCUUGUGUAGCCUCGAACCAAAGCAGUGUGUAAGGCCUUUUUAUUAGUUAAAUUCACUUUCUGUUGUGAAGAUGCAAGUUGUUGCUAAUGCUGUCUGAUCUCAGUUGUCAAGUUAGGAUAUUUUCUUAUCAUUUUUUACUACAUUAUUUUUGAAGACCAGUGAACAAUGUCUGUAAAAUAGAGAAGGAAGUUGAAAGCAGAAGGUUAGAAGAAAAGAAAAAAAUUCGGAAGAGUGUAAGAAUGAUGUCUUUUGAAUUCAUAUAAGAAAAUUCUACAGCCAGUUAGGAAUAUACUUCUCUGUUAGUAAGCUGCACUUACCCAAGAAAAAUUAUGAGUCUUAAAAAAAGAAAUACAACUUCGAAAGGGAAGAGGGACAAUUUCGAAGAAGAAAUGCUACUUGCAAAGGACUGCCGUGUUUUGGUCGAAAAGUUGCCUGAAUCUGAGUUACUGAAUCUGGAAGAUAAAACCACUAAAACAGCGAGUGGAAAAGAAAAAGAGGAAUUAGAGCGCCAUUCGCCUUCUACUUCUAAAGGAAGAAGAAUUAACGCAUCAUCAACUGAAAGUGCUUCGCCGAUUAGAUCGUCAUUGAGGCAGAGAAAAACUGUAGUGAAUAAAGCUGAUUCCAAAGAAAAAGAAAUGCCAUUUACGAAGCACUGCCACGUUUUGUUAGAAAGAUUGUCGGAAUCUCAGUUGCGAGAAGAAACGAUGGAAAUAGAGGUUCGUAAAAAAAGAGAAGAGGAAGUAGAGUACCAUCUGCCUUCUAUUUCGAAAGGAGAUAGUGAGAUCGUUAAUGCACCAUCGAAUCAAAAUGCUUCUUUGCUUGAAGCGUUAACGAAGCAGGGGGAAACAACAAUGAAUAAAACUGACUCAGAAGCACACAUAUCUCGAAAAUUCAGACGUUCUAGACAGGAAAAUAAGCGAAGGAAACAGAAACACAGACCAUGCUAUACUCAAAGACACGUUAGCAAAUUAAAGAAUGAUUCAACAAUGGAACUAUCCGAGCAAGAAGACAGAGCACCUGAAGAGGAGGAUAGUAGCAAAUUUAAGGAAGAAAGACCAAACGGAGCUUUAUUAAUACGUUUCAAAAAGGGAGAAGCCACGUCAAUAAAAGAUAAAUCAGGCUUCUGCUUAGGCCAUCACUUUUAUUUCAAUGCAUUUAGAAAGUAUUUAAUUGCUUUAAGAGGAAUUGAGAGAAGCAACAUUUUAUAUGAACUCUUACAGAGAGAUCUUAAACAAGAAUUAAUUCUGCAGAAUGCUCAUGAUCUUCAAUAUGAUGUAAACAAAAAAUUAGUAGAAUGGAUUGCCAAAAGUGCAUUAAAAGUGAAAGAGGUUUCGCUGGAAGGUCAAUGGGAAAUGAUAAAACGUGCAGCGAUGGAAGCAGAGCAAUCUGUGAUAGAUGAGAUUCGAAAGUCAUAUGAAAAUAGGAUGAUGAGAAAGCGAAAAGUUCAAGCUGAUGAAAGUUCCAAUCAGGAAAAAGUCCUCAAACUACCCAUUCCGAAUUUGAUUGAUGAAAAAGUGAAAGCAGCUAAAUCGAUAAAAGAGAAUGCAUCUAUUUCCGUUAAGGAAAUUACCAACGAAAAGGAGCAUAUUCAGAUUAGUUCAAAAGGAAAAGGCUCUGAAACUCCUAUACUUGAAAAAGAAAUCAGUAAUACUGAUCCAAAUCAAUCCGAAAUUUCCACUAGUGAGAGAGAAUGUAAAAUUUCGACAAACUUGCAAUCUAGCAAUAUGACACUACAAAAAGACAUCACCAAAAAGUUUUCAGAGAAUCAUGAUACUAAUAAAAAUGUCAAUGCUACUAAUUUAUUAGUCGAUGAAGUAUCAGUGUCUAAUAAAAUUGAGGAGAUUGUAAAGAACCUGAAAAAGAAAGCAGAGACUCAAAAAUCUUCGAAUGAAUUUGGAGUUGAUACCAAUGCUGCGAAAAUAUUAGCCGAUGAAGUACCAGCUUCUAAUAAAACCGAGGAGAUUGUAAAGAACCUGAAAAAGAAAGACGAGACUCAAGAAUCUUCGAAUGAAUUUGGAGUUGAUACUAAUACUACUAAUUUAUUAGCCGAUGAAGUACCAGAGUCUAAUAAAACUGAGGAGAUUGUAAAGAACCUGAAAAAGAAAGACGAGACUCAAAAAUCUUGGAAUGAAGUUGGAUUUGAUACUAAUACUACUAAUUUAUUAGUCGAUGAAGAAUCAGAGUCUAAUAAAACUGAGGAGAUUGUAAAGAACCUGAAAAAGAAAGACGAGACUCAAGAAUCUUCGAAUGAAUUUGGAGUUGAUACUAAUACUACUGAUUUAUUAGUCAACGAAGUACCAGAGUCUAAUAAAACUGAGGAGAUUGUAAAGAACCUGAAAAAGAAAGACGAGACUCAAAAAUCUUCGAAUGAAUUUGGAGUUGAUACUAAUACUACUAAUUUAUUAGUCUAUGAAGUAUCAGUGUCUAAUAAAAUUGAGGAGAUUGUUAAGAACCUGAAAAAGAAAGCAAAGACUCAAGAAUCUUCGAAUGAAUUUGGAGUUGAUACUAAUGCUGCGAAAAUAUUAGCCGAUGAAGUACCAGCUUCUAAUAAAACCGAGGAGAUUGUAAAGAACCUGAAAAAGAAAGACGAGACUCAAGAAUCUUCGAAUGAAUUUGGAGUUGAUACUAAUAGUACUGAUUUAUUAGUCAACGAAGUACCAGAGUCUAAUAAAACUGAGGAGAUUGUAAAGAACCUGAAAAAGAAAGACGAGACUCAAAAAUCUUCGAAUGAAUUUGGAGUUGAUACUAAUACUACUAAUUUAUUAGCCGAUGAAGUACCAGAGUCUAAUAAAACUGAGGAGAUUGUAAAGAACCUGAAAAAGAAAGACGAGACUCAAAAAUCUUGGAAUGAAGUUGGAUUUGAUACUAAUACUACUAAUUUAUUAGUCGAUGAAGAAUCAGAGUCUAAUAAAACUGAGGAGAUUGUAAAGAACCUGAAAAAGAAAGACGAGACUCAAGAAUCUUCGAAUGAAUUUGGAGUUGAUACUAAUACUACUGAUUUAUUAGUCAACGAAGUACCAGAGUCUAAUAAAACUGAGGAGAUUGUAAAGAACCUGAAAAAGAAAGACGAGACUCAAAAAUCUUCGAAUGAAUUUGGAGUUGAUACUAAUACUACUAAUUUAUUAGCCGAUGAAGUACCAGAGUCUAAUAAAACUGAGGAGAUUGUAAAGAACCUGAAAAAGAAAGACGAGACUCAAAAAUCUUUGAAUGAAGUUGGUUUUCAUACUAAUACUACUAAUUUAUUAGUCGAUGAAGAAUCAGAGUCUAAUAAAACUGAGGAGAUUGUAAAGAACCUGAAAAAGAAAGACGAGACUCAAAAAUCUUCGAAUGAAUUUGGAGUUGAUACUAAUGCUGCUAAUUUAUUAGCUGAUGAAGUACUAGCUUCUAAUAAAACCGAGGAGAUAGUAAAGAACCUGAAAAAGAAAAACGAGACUCAAGAAUCUUCGAAUGAAUUUGGAGUUGAUACUAAUGCUGCUAAUUUAUUAGCCGAUGAAGUACCAGCUUCUAAUAAAACUGAGGAGAUUGUAAAGAACCUGAAAAAGAAAGACGAGACUCAAGAAUCUUCGAAUGAAUUUGGAGUUGAUGCUUAUUUGGAAGUUAGUGAACAGCAUGUAAAUUUUGGGUCUGGGCAAAAGCAUAAUACGAUUUCAUUUCUUGAUGAUUCCAGUGAUACUGAUACUUACGUAAUAAUUGAUGAAGAAUCAGAAUCUAAUGCUAGUGAAAUAUCUGUAAAUAAUUUUGAAAAAGAUGAUGAAACGGCAAAACUUCCGAGUGAGUGCGGCAAUCACAUUGAUUUGAACGGUAAUGAACAACAGGAAAUCUCAUGUUCAAAACAAACUUCCUCAUCUGAAGAUGCUCGUUUUAUUAAUUUAGAAGUAGAAACUCCUGAAACUACUGUGAAGAGCCUUAAAAAAUACCAUAAUACUCAGAAACAUUCGAGUGAAUAUGAUGUUGAUUUAAAAAUACAGCAGGAAACGAACGAACAGCAGGAAAGCCUAUGUGAAAGCGUGCGGAAUACAGUUUCAUCGAUAGAAUGUAUGCCUGCCAAUGAAAGAAACACGGAAGGUAGUGAUAAUAUACAAGAAAUAAGUUUUGGUGAGCACAGCGAGAUUAAACAAAAGACAAUUCUUGCAUCUGAUAUCGAAAAGAAAACUUUCUCAGAAACUGAAAUUAUCAUAAGUAACGACAGAUCUGUCAGUCUUCACGCUGAAAAUAAAAUGUCUGCAAUUAGCAGCGAAAUUUGGAUUUCAGAUUUUGAAAAGACUGCCGACGCAAAAUCUGGUCAUACUCCCAGUGAAAAAAGUGCGAUUGAAAGACUUUUGGAAGAGUGCAUACAACUUGUUGAGAAUCAAGAUCUUACUCCGUCUAGGGAACCGAAUGAGAUAUCUUUAGCAAAAACUGAAAAAAAUUACGGUGUUGCGUUUUCCUGUUCCAUUUCCGAUACAGGUUCUAACCAUAGUAAUGCACAAGAAAGAGAUUGUUCUUCCACAAAGAACACCACUGGUUUGAAUCCCUUACCAGUUUCCACGAAUGACAUUCAGUUACUUAACUCAUCAGAAAAUGUUACAUCUGCUACUGAAGAGUGCAUUCAACUUGUUGAGAAUCAAGAUCUUAUUCCAUCUAGGGAACCGAGUGAGGUAUCUGUAGCAAAAACUCAAAACAAUGACGGUGUUGCAUUUUCCUGUUCCAUUUCCGAUACGGGUUCUAAUCAUAGGAAUGCGCAAGAAAGAAAUUGUUCUUCCACAAAGAACACCACUGAUUUGAAUCCCUUACCAGUUUCCACGAAUGACAUUCCUUUACUUAAUAACGCAACAGAAAAUGUGGCAUCUGCUACUGAAACCAAAACAUUCUACGAAGCCCAUUUGAGCUCUAACAUAGGUUCAGUCCCUGGUUCUCCGCAAAAGAGUGGAGACUCGUCGCUUGGAGAAAUCAAUAUACAUGAGAAUGUUCUUAAUGUAUAUAGUUCUAUUUAUAACAAAUUAGUUGGGUGGAUUCCGGAGACCUCAGCUCGUGUCAUUGCAACUGAAAUGUCCUCUAAUGUUGCAUCUCCCAAUUUAACCUCUUACCAUGAAUCCGUUCAUACCACUUCAGAAGAAAAGAAUAAUUCUUCACCUGCUAUUACUGCAUCCUCGCUUGGUGAAAGACGUAAUAGUGAAAGUGAAAGUGAAAGUGAUGAUAAUUUGUCCAAAGAAUAUUGCGAUGGACAAGGUUGUGUGUCAUGUGCAAUUAUAGUUCGAGCUAAAGCAAAAGAAGCAUUUCAAUCUUUUAAACCUCUUCCCCUUUCUGAAAUUCCUGCUCCAAAGACACGUCGUCGUCGCACUUACCUACAAAGAUUGAUGAACAGAAAGUGAUAGAAAAGGAUACUUCUCAGAUCCUGUUGCAGAUGUCAGAAUUAAAUGGCAGAAGUGAGUUAAAUGAGGGAUGAAGUUAAAGAAAAAUAAAAGAAAGUGAAACAAACAAUUCUCCUAAAAAAGGGCCAAUCUAAGCUCAUUUCGCGGCUUUCAUAUCUUCAACGGUCCUAUUUUUAACAGCAUGUGCUGCCAUUUACCACUGCUAAAAAAAACUUUUUAUACAGUAUUGUAUUAAAAAUGUAAAUAUUUAUUUAAUGCGAAAUUUUUAAAAAAUGUAUUUAUUCAAUUGACUGCAAUUGUGUAAACACAUCAUAUCAUAUUUUGGAGAUUAUCAAAAUCUCAUGUAUUUUAUGCCGUUUGAGAUGAAAUUCUUUUUUUAAAUGAAAAUUUUAAUUUGCUACUAAUUAAUAAUUUUGCAUGAAAGAAAAAAAAAACAUUUAAGACAUUUUUUAAGCUAAUCCUAUUCUUAACAGAAAAAUUAAAAACCUAUUUGUUAACCAGAAUUUUUUAAUAUUAAUAUUUAAAUGGUUUGGGUUUUGUAAAAAUCAGAAAACACAACUUAUUUUUUAAUCUAAAAGGCUUUUUCAUAUGAAUCUGUGUGUAUAGUUUAGGUCAAUGAAUCGACACAGUUGUAAUGAUUUUAGAUUUCUUCUGCAUGACACAUCUGCAAUCCUGUGUUGUUUUUCGAUUCUUCGAAAAAAAAAAUUAAUGCACUGAGUUUUUUUUUUUUUCCCCUUCUUCUUCUUUUUCUUUUUUCUUUCUCCAUAAUUACUACGGAUUUUAUCGAAAAUUUCUACAAACUGUAGAUAAGAUUAAGUUUUCUAAGGAUUUUAUUCUUAAACGUUAAAUCUUGAUGGUAUUCGAAAUUAAA
Messenger RNA from Argiope bruennichi, 6309 nucleotides. RefSeq lists its product as uncharacterized. Bases 417 to 5438 code for a protein of 1673 amino acids. Lineage: Eukaryota; Metazoa; Arthropoda; Arachnida; Araneae; Araneidae. The transcript has 3 exons. The record is from RefSeq and is a predicted model, not a curated record.